Molecule: messenger RNA, 3246 nt
Organism: Symbiodinium necroappetens
Lineage: Eukaryota; Dinophyceae; Suessiales; Symbiodiniaceae
Source: the annotation of a GenBank genome assembly
GUGCGAUGUUCUGUGAAAGUUGGGUCGCCUUGGGUAUGGGACGAAGAAUGGCAGGACUACUCCGAAACCAGUCCGGAUGUCACCGCGGUGGGGACACUCGUGGAGGUCAAAGAUCCCAAAGCCUUGCGGGCCAGGGAAUUCCGGGCAGACAUGGUCCAUGGACCAGACUCAACGAACGAGGACGUGAUCAUGUGCGAUUUAGCACCAACAUUGGAGGCUGUUCUGAGUGGUACAGAUGCCGUUCUGCUUGUGGCUGGAGUUUCCGGUGGAGCACAGGCCGACUUAAUGGAUGGUGCUGAAGGGCUUGCUGCAGCGGCUGUGUGGCAGCUGGCGUCGGAGUUGCACGAGCGCCAGGCGAGUCAUCGCGCAAAUGGGGCAGUUGGAUAUACGUACCACAUGAGGUUGCAGUCUUUCCAACUUGCUGGCGAUACAAUCCUGGACCUCCUCACCGACUCUCCGGAAGCUGCGCGUUUGAUGGACCUCCCGCAGGGUGUGAUGGUUGAAGGUGUGCGAACAGCCAGCGCAACAUCUGCGGAUGAAUUCAUGAAAUAUGUCGAAGCGGCGCAACGACGUCGAGACCCGGAGAAGAGACACCAGACGAGUGCAGUUUUCGUCAUCGACGUGACCCAGGCAGACUACUACGAAGGAUGGGGACUGCACGGGCGCUUCGUUCUUCUGGAGUCAGCCAUCAUGGAUUGUUUAGCAGAGGAUAAAGGUCUUGUCCAGCUUCGCGAGGGAUACGAUCGCUAUCGCGGAGUGUACCACAUGCGCAGCUUAGUCAAGUCGUGGAGAAGCGGUGAGCCUGGCGACGUGAACGGUUCCUACCUGACCUGGCUUCUUCGUGAUCUUCUCACAGGCGGCAGUGUCGAGGCUCAUCUCCUCUUCUGCGUCGCGCAGGGAAAGCCUGCUAUAAGCAUAGCGCUGCUUGAAUUCAUGGAAGAUUUCAGCAAGAUACAUACUAAUCCAGUAACGCAGGACCAUCGAGUUGCGGGAUGGGCAAGAGCAGUCCGUUCCGAGCGCUUGAUGCUGAAGCAGGCACUGGAGCGAGGAGGGGGUGGCGUGGAUCGUGAUACUCGGAGCCUGGUUUUGGAGCUGGAAAAGCGCCUCGCCAAUGCUGAGAGGCAGAAGGAGGAAGCCCAAAGACUGGCGGAUGCUCGCCAAGACAGAGCAAACAACUUCCAGGACCGGUACGUUUCUGCCUUGGAGAGUCAGGAGUCAAUGAACGAGAGGUUGAUGUCUUCCGAAGAGGAGCAGCUGAAGGCGAUGCAAUCACUGGUCGAGGCGCAGAUCGAGGCCUCCGAGGCCAAAGAUGAGUUGAGUGAGGUGCAAUACACAGACAACGUUCUUCUAAUGAUGCUGGAACAAGAGCUUGCAGAAAUGAAGGAAUCUUCUGAAAAGACGAGUGCCGACCUCACGGGCAAGCAGGCCAAGAAACUCCAAGAUGCAGAGGCUCUGGCCGAGGAUCUCCGUAUGCGCUUGGAUGCGGCAUCAGAAGCCAAAAUCCAAGCUGAGAUUCAGAAAGAAGUGGACAAAGGUGAUCUGGAGAAUCGUCUCCAAGCACUUCGACUGGAGCUUCGAGAAGGGCGCUUGGAGGAUUCCGUGCAGCACGCGGAGGAGCGUGGCAAGAUUCAAGAGACUGUUCGAGAGGAAGUGGAGCGCCUCAGGCAGGCUUUGGAAGACGAGCGCAGCCGGGCCCGACAGAUCCUUGACGAUGGGCAGUUGCAGUUGAUACAAUCUCGCCAUCAGUUCCAGGAAGAGAAAGGCAAAGCUGCAUUGGAAGCCAAGCAGGAGCUUCAAGAGCUGCAGUCCAGCAGGGAUUCACAGCUUGGCGAAGUGCAAACAGAGCUUGCGGAUGUUCAGAGGAAAGCAGUCCUGGAAGAGCAAGAAGUCAAGCGACUGCAGUCCGCCGGGAAGGAGCUACAGCAAAGCUUGCAAGCGGAGCAGGUUUCCGAACGUCAAGCACGGGAAGAGCUUCAUGUGGUGAAUGACGAGCUGCAGAGUGUGCGUGCCGACUUCGAGCAGCAGCUGUCGCGACUGGCAGCCAAGCCAUCUGGAGGCUCCGGGAGUUGGCCGGCGACGCCGCCCGACACUCGGCAGGGGGCCUUGGAGCCCGGGCGACUUACACAGAUCCAAGACCGGCUUAUCGAAGAGGUUCAGGCCCUACGGAAUGCCAGCAGCUUCGCCGCGAACGCAUCGGCAAAUGCAGACCUUCAAGAGCAAAAUCGAGCAUUGCAGGCUCGGGUCGCCCUCCUCGAGCAGCAAAGUCCUGCUGACAGGCGAGUGCAGGCUCAGCGUCUGGCUUUCCUUGAGAAAAGCGUCCGUGAUCUUGAGGCUGAAAGGUCAGCACUUCUGGUGCGGGCAACCGUAGCCGAGGAGCAGUUAAAGCAGCUCCAGAAGCACUUGAAGGAGAUCACUGAGGAUUAUCAGAUGCAAAUCCUCAGCUUGAAGAUGAAGGGGAUGCAACAGGCACAGGUCGACACAAGAUGCAAAGAUGAUUUCCUUGUAGAACUCUCGCAUAUGGGCGGACAGCUCACAUGUGGCUGCUGCGCAAAAGAGGGCAGCAUCAUCGACGAUCGCCAGGACUCGCGAGCAUUCUUCUGCAGGAAGCCAUGCGGCCUGGACGAGCUGGAAACAGACUUCAGCUGCGACCCGGCUGGUGCCUUCUUCGAAGACACCUUGACAUCAGCCUCUCUCAGCGAGAUGGACCGGGUCAGCUUCAGAUUUGCAGGCUCAUCCAACUUGGCUGGCCUUCGAUGGUGUUUCGUUUAUGGCGCCAGUCCCAAGGCCUGCGACAGCAACGGCACAAGCCUCCUACACGCUGCCGCCAGAGCUGGCAGCUAUCAAGUUGUUAAGGACUUGGUCCUUCGAUCGACUGAUGUUAAUGCCGUCGAUUGUGCUGGAUGGACACCGCUGCACGUGGCCAGCUGCAUGGGCCGUCAGGAUGUGUCUUUCUACCUGCUGCAAGCAGGGGCUAAGUCCAGCAAGACAUCCAGGGGUCAGACACCGGAAGACCUCUGUAGCCACCCUCACACCAAGGAGGUGGUCAUCGGUUUCGAGGAGCGCCGGCCCAAAGUGGUCGGACUGCCGACUCGGAGCAUGCCAGCCUUCGAUACCAGAGGCCUUCUUGAUGUAGGUCAGUAUUCUGGUGGCACGGGUGCGCAAGCCAGUCGGGGAAAGUGUACGGGCAUGGAGAAUCGAGGCGGUUGCUUGUGCUGGGACCAAACGUCAAGCUUGCCAGUCCUCUGA